UAGAUCUAUCCCCCGCCUCCACCUAGGACCUCCCAUGGCGUCCGUCGCAUUAAAGCUCUCACGGUCACGGUUCGCUGGGGCAGCCGCCAACUCCUGCCGCUUCGCUCUUAGCCUACCCGGCCGCGAUCUCACUGGAGAUACCACCAUAAACGCCCGGUCGCGACCGUUACUUAGAUCCCCAAACUCCGCCGCCGCCUCCACCAGCCCCUCGGUCUUCUUCCUCCGGCGCAGCAUAGCUACGCUCCCCUCCGGUCAGGACUCCAAUCUGCCUGUGGGCGCCGCACCAGAUGACCUCGACGACGAGCUCCGCCCUGGUAAUCAAUCAUUCUUUCAUCUCUGUAUUCUUUACACAUCUUGGUUGGCAGCACAAAUUAUGGUUUUCUUUUCUGUGACGACGCAAGACCCGGACACCGUUCCCUACUUCGACGAGAAGGACCUCGUCUCGGAUGAAACCCUGUGGGCUCUGUACGAGCGGUGGUGCCGCUUCCACGGAAUGGCGCGCGACCACGACGAGAUGACUAGGCGAUUUGGUCGUUUCAAGGAUACGGCGUGGCAUGUCCACGAGUUCAACAAGUCGGGUAGGAGCUACACCAAGGGGCUCACCCAGUUCUCCGAUUUGGAGCCAGAGGAGUUCUUCGGCCCUCGUCGCUGUCCGAGGACUCCCAGAACUGGUAGUCGUUUCUUCACCAACGACAGAGAUGAGGUCACGGCGAUCUGUACUGACGGGUGUCUUGAAAAAUAUGAGGGCCCUGUUUGGAUAAUCCGUAAUGUUAAGUAGCCCUAAAGAAACGGUUGUAUACGCAA
Triticum dicoccoides is the source of this 804-nucleotide messenger RNA. RefSeq lists its product as uncharacterized. The record is from RefSeq and is a predicted model, not a curated record. The transcript has a single exon. Bases 35 to 778 code for a protein of 247 amino acids. NCBI's taxonomy places the organism in Eukaryota, Viridiplantae, Streptophyta, Magnoliopsida, Poales, Poaceae.